Messenger RNA from Colletotrichum destructivum, 3142 nucleotides. Its product is annotated as Putative SET domain, JmjC domain, SET domain superfamily protein. Gene Ontology annotation, molecular function: histone H3K9 demethylase activity; protein binding; histone H3K36 demethylase activity. The coding region runs from base 36 to 3017 and encodes 993 amino acids. The record is from RefSeq and is a predicted model, not a curated record. Gene Ontology annotation, biological process: regulation of gene expression; chromatin remodeling. Lineage: Eukaryota; Fungi; Ascomycota; Sordariomycetes; Glomerellales; Glomerellaceae. Gene Ontology annotation, cellular component: chromatin; nucleus. The transcript has a single exon.
UUUCGCAACGGCCCUAGCCAUCUUUCAACGGCGCGAUGUCGGAUCUAGCAUCGAGAAUAUUAGACCUAGGAACAAGGCUCAACCAAGUUACCCACAUCUUAUCGCAGGUUUUGUUCCCCGCCAAAAAAAAGAGAACUCGAAAUCGACGGCAUGCCGAAAGCUCUACCUUAACGCCUAGCUGGGCUGAUGAGGUGAAGAAACUGCUUCAGAUAUCGGCCGAUCUGCAAGAUGUCAUAAGAGAGGUUUCCCGCUCGUCUCCCCAGAGCAUAGACCUGGUACACAGAUCACCUCCAGCGGCCGGCCCUUCUGAAGAUGUCUUUUUGCAGCCAAGCUUUCUGCCCGCCCCUCAAGAACAGCAAAACAUUGGUCCAUGUCAACCGCAAUUACCCACUCAAGCAGUGCAAGCGCUAGGCCAGCAAGCCCAGUCUACCACUUCGAGCGAAGAGCGAGAAAACGGUCCGUGCUCAUCAGCGGAAAGCGCCCCGACCGCAACGACGUCGAUGCUGCUUACGAGCGUUCCGUCCGACAUUGAACCAACGUCCCUAUUGUCUACUGAGAGUUCGGAACAAGUACAUGAAGCGGCCCCGAGUACGAACUCUGUCAUUCAACCCUCGUCGCCUUUAGCCCAACCGAAGUUCAGCUUGACGACUGAUGAGAUGGGACCAGAUCUCGUCGCAAAAAUCGCACAAAUGGUCCCUGACAGCAACUUCAACGGCCUCAUUAGGGUCAAAGACCUGGCACCAGUCGACUGGAAUUGCUUAGUAGAAAGAACCUGUCCGCCACAGUAUCGGGACCAGCUUGCGAAUGAGUACUCUCCUGAUCCAACUAUGACAGGAUGUUCGCGUCUGAGGGUGUCAAGGUCGGCAAACUUCAGAUUUCCGAAAUUCUCGAUAACGCCACCGAAACCUUCGGAUGAAGAGGUCUGGAAUUACCUGGACAGGCUAGCCCAUGCUCCUCCAAGAGGGCAGAUACCAUAUUACGUCGGGCCGCCACUGACAUCCGACUUCGACUUGUUGCUUCAUCCAGGGUCAGAGCUCUCAGAGUUCACAGAUAUAGAAGGCGUAAACUCUCCAUACUGGCAUGUUGGCGAGGGAGGAUCAGGCACGGCUAAUCACAGAGAAGAUGCGGAUCUGCGGUCAGCCAACAUAGUCGUUUUCGGGUGGAAGCUAUGGAUCCUCAUCCGGGAUUAUCAUACCGCUCGCUUCGAAGAGUUUGUCAAGCGACACUGGAGGACCAACCGUUGCGCGCAGUUCGUCCGUCACCUUUCGCUAUUCAUCAGUCCUACGACUCUCAGGGAGGCGCGAAUCGAUUUCACCAUCCACUGCGCUGGACCGGGGGACAUGGUCGUCACAAGCCCGGGCCAGUACCAUUUGGUUGCGAACUUCUCUACCUGCUUCGCUGUGGCAAUAAACUUCUUGCUCCCAGGAGAAACAGUUAUUCCAGCGAACCUUGCCGUCUGUAGGCAAUGCGGGCUGUUCCCACUAAACCACGAUCACGCAGGACUUCGAGCUGUCUCCUGCCCGCUGACCGACAACGAUACAGAGCAGCCAGCAGUAACAGAGUCGCCGGAUAUCAGCGUCGUAGAAGGGACAAUGUUGCAGCCGAAUCAGAGACAGCACGAGCUGCGGCCGAUGACGAAACGGGUCAAGAAGACAGCAGCGUUACGACCACAGAAAAGACCCAAGAACCACUCGAUCCCGACACCGGUCAACCAUGAGCUGAAAGAGGCCGCGGAACAGGUCAAGGAAGUAGACCCGCUGUGCAAAAUUCCUUCUUUUGGGGCAAAGUCUCUUAGCAUCGAGGUCUUCAAACUGGCCGCUGUAAUCUACAGUCGGCGGACCAUUAGCCAGUUUUGCUCCCUUGUUCGCAGCAGAAGAGACAUCAGAACUCGAACCAACUUCUCCAGAGACGUUUUCACGCGCAUUGGGCAACGUCUCAGCAACAUCAGCCAAUCCGAACGGAGGUAUCAUCUUGAGCUCCUCUGCGCUCGACUGGAGUUGUCCUACUUUGCGCAAGACAUCGAAGAUUCAAAACAAGGUCGCACUAGGGCCGACCCGAAGUUCAUCAAAGAAUUCCUAAAACAAACCAAACUUACAAGGGACACGUUUGAAAGACUCCGCGCCAAGGGAAACAAAUGGAAUCGUCUCUGCAAGGAAUACAAUGGGCUGCUGUGCCUUAUUGUCCUCGACGGCAAAAACCCUUUCUGCAUAAGCCCACAAAACUAUCUCGAUCUAAAAGAAGCAGAAGUGCCCAUAUUCGAAGACCUCCUCAACGACCUCUACAUCAAAUCACUUUGCUCGGCCGCAAACGCCUUUCAACAGUCCCUCGACUGCACGUCCUACGACACCGAGUUCUGUUGGGAAGCCGAAACCCAACCUAUCGCAGAGCUCCCGGAAGAAAAGUUGCUCGAGCUUCUACAACCAUUUCCUUUAGCCCCGCAGAACAUCUAUGACCAAGACAAGUACGACUGGCCACGCCCUCCGAGUUGGCCAGAGGAGUGGCCAUGGCCGGUCGAUCCGACAGCUGUCUUGGGAGCAGAAGAAACGAAAUGUGACUUCUGCGAUGAGGAGAGUUGCAACUGCAUCAUACACAAGGGUUCCGAACACAAACCUCGUAUCAAGUACUAUGGGGAGAAGGGCCGGGGGCUACAGGCAGUUGCGUGCAAUCCAGGAGAAGUAGCAUAUCAGAAAGGCGAUCUCGUCGGUUUUAUUACAGGGAUCAUCGUUCCGCGGGGUACCUACGACGACAGCUGGACGGUGGAUUUUGUUCGUCCAGACCUACCUUACGAGCCCGUGGUCUGUCAGAUUCGUUGCGCUGAAGCAGGUAACUGCUUCCGGUUGCUGAACCACUCUUGCGCUCCAUCCGCGCGUUGUGUACAGAUGAAAGCGAGUGGGAGGUAUGUGACAGCAGUCAAGGCAACGAGAGAGAUUUACGAUGGCGCAGAGAUCACCAUUUGCUAUGGUUAUAAGACGGACUGGAUUGAGAACGAAUGUCUUUGCGAGGCACAUCCGAAGUGAGACUUGUCGUGCACGGGCCACAGUCUGCACUUGAUGCGGACUGUGGCCCGUGCACACCAGACGACCUGGGGACUACUUUCUGGCAAGGCUUAAUAUGAGGUUAGGUAUACAGAACAUAAGCCGGC